This is a messenger RNA of Vavraia culicis subsp. floridensis, 819 nucleotides long. RefSeq lists its product as uncharacterized. The record is from RefSeq and is a predicted model, not a curated record. The transcript has a single exon. The annotation marks the transcript as partial. Lineage: Eukaryota; Fungi; Microsporidia; Pleistophoridae.
GAUGACGAUGAGAAUCAGAAAGGCGGAAAGAAGAACAAGGAGGAGCUAGUUGAUCCCUUGAAUGCCAACCUAACUGCGAUGAAAGACGAGGAAAGAACAGACAAAAAUGUUAACAUGGCUAAUUUAGCCGAUUCGAGUAGGGCACAUAUGAAAGGAAACGCAAAAGAAAUGUUAAAUGAGCUUAACGAUGUUAAUCUAGCUGAUAAAAAGAGCGAAAAAGAUGAAAAGAAGAAAAAAUCUUCCAAAGCAAAUGAAGAUGAUUUAAUUAAUACGAUUGAUGUUCAAAAUGCUAGUCUAAAACAAAAGAAGGAAGCAUUGUCUGGGAUCAAGGAAGCAGAGCUAAGUGAAAAGAAAAAUGAAGAACCAGAAGCAAAGGACAAGAGCAAAGAUGAGAAAGGUGAGAAAUCGAAGCUUAAAUCUAGUAAAUUGAAGGCAAAAGAUGCCAAAAAUAGUCUGCAUGAGGAAAAAUGGUCCAAAAUGGCAUCUCUCAAUGCCACCACGGAUAAAACCACCAAGUCGUCGCUCGCUUCAACUUCAAAAGAUGAUGAGGAUGAUGAUAAGAAGAAGAAGAGCGAAUCGAAACAUCACAAAGAUUCGCAUCAUGGCGAGACUCUCAACGAGGCCAGAGGAACGUUGGAUACGUCAAAUAUGCUCGGUAAGUCCGGCGCACUUAGUUCUAUCGGUGAAUAUGGAAAUACUCUGCUGGGACACAAUAGCUCGUUAAGUGUUCCCACAUCGGACAGCUUUUAAGAAAUAAAAUUUUUUGGCUACUUGUUUGCCGAUGAUUUUGAUUUUCAUUGUGCUAGCUAGCACUUUACG